AUGCUCGAGCUGGACAUCUACCUUGUAUGUGCAAGCCUCCUACCCCUCGUCCUCCUCAUCAGCUACUUCAUCACUGCCAUCGUACCCAUCCUAUCACAUCGCAAAUGGUCCCACAUCCUCCCCUCGUGGGUUGCCAUCUUACUCACAGACGUCAUCUCCGACGAAGACAUUCGCGGGCUUGAAGAGGAGGAACACAAGGAAGAAGACAAGCGCAAGAGUCAGCUCACGCCUCUUCAGCGGCAGAGGGAAGACCAGGCCUCGCAGCAGCACGCAGCUCAGAAUGGUCCAGCUACAGAAGCUACGCCCCUCUUGGUCAAACCUGGCCAAGAUCAAGGGGUGCGGUCCUCCCGACCUGGCCAUCUAGCCACUCGGGCAUCCUUGGCAAUCAUUGCGAUGCUCCAAUUCUGUGGCUGGGUAGCUGCUCUGACCUAUGGCCUCCAAGGUAGCCAGAACCUCAGACAGCUCAGCUUCACUGCAGUCGUCGUCGUCCAGCUACUGGCCACAGUAUAUGCAGUGACCGUACCCUACGAUCUCUUCGUCCUCUACUCAGUCCAAGCACUGGGCAGCGUCCUUGGGCUUCAUCUCACAUGGGCCUCUGGAGGCAGGCGGCUCUCAGCCAUCUUUACGCAACUCUCCGGUCUCACGCAGCUUGCAUCCUUCGCCUUAACGAUGAUCGCCCUCACCAUCAUCGUGUCCAUGCCCCUUGCCGAUCCUCACAAGGACCAGAGUGUUGAUGCCCUAGGUCGGCCCUCUGCAGCCGAAGACGAGUGCACCCUCUGGGAAUGGAUGACCUUCUCCUGGAUGACUCCCCUGAUCUCGGUAGCAGUACAGCGGACUCUUGAAAAGGGCGACGUAUGGCAGCUGAGUAAGGGAUGUCGCAGCUCCCUCCUCCUGCGCAAAUUCAAGGAAUUCAAAGCAUCCAGCUUGGCAUGGCAGAUUAUCAAGGCCAACAAGCACGACGUCGUACUCGACGCGGUCCUGACCCUCGUGUCCAGCUUCCUCUCCUACGCGUCUCCCUUUUUCCUGAAGCGCAUUCUGGAUGCCAUUGAGACAUCUUCUUCCCCUCAUCCCCCUCCGAACUCCACGCCCAAGUCCACCGCCUACCUCUUUGCUCUCCUGGCUCUCAUUGCCGGCGUGCUCAAGUCGCAGGCUGAUCUGCAACAUCUCUUCUAUGGCCGUAGGGGAUCGAUCCGUAUCAGGGGACAACUCAUCGCCUCCGUAUACGAAAAGGCGCUGAGGACCAGGGAUAUGACCGGCGUACUCGGAGAGCAGAAGGAUAAGAGCCCGGAAGACGGUUCCAAGACUCCGAGCAAUGGCAAAGCUCCCACGUCUGCGCCCGAGCAGAAGAGCAAGGAUUCAGAAGCCACGAACGACGCCUCUGUGGGACGGAUUGUGUCUCUGGCAGCUGUAGACGCUAUUCGUAUCGGACAACAGUGCGCCGGAGCGUAUAUGCUCUACUCCGCCCCCAUCGAAUUCGUCAUUGCAUCUCUCUUCCUCUACAAGCUGUUGGGGCUUUCAGCCUUUGCAGGAUAUCUCGUACUCAUCGUUGCUUCGCCGCUCCAGUCGUCCCUGACUCGUCGCAUGAUCAGGAUCUCCAAGUCGCUCUCGGCAGCUAGGGACAAGCGGUUGAGUUCCCUUAACGAGCUCAUCUCGAAUCUGAAAUUCGUCAAGUAUUAUGCCUUUGAAGAGGAGAUGAGGCGGCGAGUCCUUGAUUUGAGAGAGGUCGAGCUGGCUUGGCUGAAGAAGAGGCAGAUCAAUUCUGCAAUCAUCAUGGCAUUGUGGACCUUGACCCCCGCCGGUGUCACGACGGUCAGCUUUGCAUGCUACGUGCUGAUCGCUAAGAAGGAUCUCGAUGUCCCCACAGCUUUCACAAGCAUCGCCCUCUUCGGUCUCUUGAAGGCCCCUCUCAACACAUUGCCGGUCCAGAUUAAUGAGCUGCUGAAUGCCAAGGUAUCCUCGGACCGUAUCGCGGAGUUCCUCGAUGCAGACGAAGUGCCCGAAAACGUUCUCUGCCUCGACGGUGGAGAGGGCCUGUCAACAGGGUCCACCCCACCCUUUGGCUGUGAAAAUGCGACCUUUGGCUGGCCAGAAGCGCCCGUCUCCCUCCUCUCAGCUGCUCCAGGAGCUCAGCCAAGCAUCAAGGCGCGAGGUGCAGCUUCGCUGAAGAAGGUCAUGUCGCGAAUGUUCAAGCGACCAGUAGAUGAAGGCGGUGAAGGUCCGACGGCCAGCUCGCCACUCCUUGGGCACGAUCAAGACCACAGCGUCGAUGGUACUGACACCCCCGAGAGUGUUGCGCACGCUGCAGCCCCAUUUCAGCUGUCGGACAUCACCUUUCUUCCUCCCUCAGGUCGACUGUCCUUGGUCAUUGGCCAGACUGGCAGCGGCAAAUCUGCGCUCUUGACCGCUCUAUUGGGUGAGAUGAAGUUGCUCGAGGGCACAAGUCACCUCCACAAGUCCAAUCAGAUCAACCCUUCCACCGGCUUCAGCUCGACGAUUGCGUAUUGCGCGCAAUCGCCCUGGCUGCAACAUGCCUCAAUCCGAUCGAACAUCCUCUUCGGCUCUCCCUUUGAGCUGUCUAGAUACAAUGCUGUCUUGGACUGCUGUGCUUUGCGACCUGAUCUGGAGAUCCUAGGCGGCGACUCGACAGAGAUCGGUGAGAAGGGGGUCAGUCUAAGUGGGGGUCAGCAGGCUCGAGUCGCACUGGCCCGCGCCGUCUACUCUCGAGCAGCCACGGUGCUGCUGGACGACCCGCUCUCCGCUGUCGAUGCUCACACGGCCAGUCACUUGGUACGAGCAUGUCUCAGUGGGUCAUUGAUGAAGGGCCGAACGGUGGUCCUGGUGACGCAUCACAGUGAGCUCGUGCUUGGUGAAAAAGCAGCGCAAUGGGUCGUCAAGCUCGCCGAGGGACGCAUAGUAGCCCAAGGCACGCCAGAAGAGCUGCAGUCCUCCGGCAAUCUCGAGAGGGAUAUUCAUCAAGAAACGCCAGAUGAAGAUGACAAGGUCGAGACGAUUGAGAAUACUGCUGAGCAACAAGCAGCGGAAGAGCUGCGAGGAGAGGAGAGCACCGCUCGCAAGUUGGUGCAAGAGGAGCAUCGAGCUAAAGGUGGAGUCAAGAGAGAGGUUUACAAGCUCUACCUCGAUGGAGUUGGCUGGGGCAUCGCUGCAUUGGUGAUCCUAUCGCUCAUCGCCUACAAGGGCACUGAUCUAGCCGAAAAGGGAUGGCUUGCCGUCUGGGGAGCUUCGUCUUCGAUGAGAGACAAGGCUGGUGCAGACUUCACUUCGUCCUUCUUCAAUGGCAGCAUUAGCCCUCCGUUCUCCCACGACUAUGUCUGGGCGGCGAAUGCCUUCACGUCACCAAUGCUCCUUGUCCAUCCCGAGGUGGCUGUGACUGCAAAUCUCAACGACGGAGGCGUAAUGAGCUCUUCGCUCCUGCCACCGGCACACGAGUCUCCUCUGCCUUACAUCUUCAUCUUCUUCGGCAUCCAGCUCCUGGCAGCUGGGACGAUCAUCGCCUCUGCUCUGUUGACGUACUAUGGCUCUUUGCGUGCCUCUCGCGCUCUCUUCGCCAGAAUGCUGACAUCGACAAUGGGCGCUACGGCAAGGUGGCUCGACACGACCCCCACGGGUAGAAUUGUCAACAAGUUCAGCCGAGAUAUCGAGGUGCUGGACUCGAACAUCAGCAACUCGCUCCGCUACUUUAUUUCAUUCGUCAUCGCUGGAAUCAUCUCCGUCGUGACGGUUGUGGUUGUCUUGCCUUCGUUCAUCAUCCCGACUGCGAUCCUCGGUGCAGCCAACUACUACGUCGCGAGGGGCUACAUUCGCGCUGCUCGUGAUCUCCGUCGACUCGAGAGCGUUUCGCGCUCCCCAAUUUUCAGCGCCUUUUCUGAGCUCUUGCAAGGCAUCUCGACGGUGAGAGCCUUUGGCAGCGAGAAACGUAUGCUGCGCGAGUGCACAGAGAGGAUCGACUUGGCAAACUCGUUCUUCCUGUACUUCUGGAUGACCAACCGCUGGUUGCUCUUCCGACUCGACCUCCUCGGAGCCCUCGCCGUCUUCCUUGCCACCUGUGCUGCGCUCCGAGGGUCCAUCGCUGCUGGUAUUGCUGGACUGGCUCUCACGCAGGCGCAAGGUGUCAUCCAAGCCAUGUACUGGCUCAGUCGCUUCUACACUAAUCUAGAGCAGGAUGCUAAUUCGAUCGAACGCAUUCGAGAGGCGCUCGACGAUGUACCACAAGAGCCGCCUGCGAUCAUCGAAGGCAACCGUCCACCUGCAGACUGGCCUAACAAGGGUCGUGUCGAAGUCAAGGAUCUAGUUCUGCGCUACGCGCCCGAUCUUCCUCCAGUCUUGCACGGCAUCGACUUUACCAUUCAGCCAGGGGAGAAGGUGGGCAUCGUCGGCAGGACGGGAAGCGGUAAGUCCACCACCGCGCUUGCGUUCUUCCGCUUCGUCGACUUCGACAAGGGCUCGAUUCACAUUGAUGGUGUGGACAUUAGCUCCAUUGGCUUGUACGAUUUGCGAUCGAAGAUCACCAUCAUCCCGCAAAAUUCCGUCUUGUUCAGUGGUACAAUCAGGAACAACCUCGAUCCUUUCGAUGAGCAUACCGAUGAAGAGUGCGUCGCUGCGCUUGAAGCUGUUAAUAUUCGCACCACUCCUGUGCCUUCCGCCCAGCCAAGUCGGUCCGCCAGUCGAGCGACGUCCAUCAAGGGCGGCGUCCAAGGUAGCAGCCGUAAGCUUCUACGCCCCUUUUCUGCCAUCAAUGCAGACGCUUCCGUCGAGAACAGCGACAAUGACGAGGAGCAGGAGCGCCCAUCAGCGCUCAACGAGAGCCAGACGUACGUCACCCUCGACACGCGCGUCUCGGAGCAAGGAGGCAACUUCUCCCAAGGGCAGCGACAGCUCCUGGCUAUGGCUCGCGCACUGCUCCGUCGCUCCCAGGUGAUUCUCAUGGAUGAAGCUUCUUCCGCGGUGGACUUUGCGACGGACAACCUCAUCCAGUCGACCAUCCGCAACGGGUUCGCAUCGGCUACGGUUAUUACCAUUGCUCAUCGGCUGCACACGGUGGCUUACGCGGACAAGGUGCUCGUGCUCUCUGAUGGACGAGUGGAAGAGUUCGACAGCCCCAAGCGGCUGUUGGAGGACACCAAGGGCGCUUUCUACAGCAUGUGUGAGAAGAGUGGAGAUUUCGCUGGACUGAAAGCGGCAGUGGACGAGGCAGAGAGGGGCAGGGAGCAGAAGAAGUAG
Messenger RNA from Microstroma glucosiphilum, 5238 nucleotides. RefSeq lists its product as hypothetical. Gene Ontology annotation, cellular component: membrane; fungal-type vacuole. Gene Ontology annotation, biological process: transmembrane transport. Gene Ontology annotation, molecular function: ABC-type peptide transporter activity; ATP hydrolysis activity; ATP binding. Bases 1 to 5238 code for a protein of 1745 amino acids. NCBI's taxonomy places the organism in Eukaryota, Fungi, Basidiomycota, Exobasidiomycetes, Microstromatales, Microstromataceae. The transcript has 2 exons. The record is from RefSeq and is a predicted model, not a curated record.